UCCUCCAGCUUGACUCUACUGAUAGGCCAUUUCCUAUUUAACCGACGUAUAUUCGUGUUCAGUUAGUUUGUUGCAACACUUAGUUUGUUGCAACAGUUGAAGCAGUGUAUAAACAGCACUGGGUGUAUUGAGUCUAUGCAAUACGAAAAAAGAAGAAUUUCAUCAGCAGUUGAGCCAUUCAUAUCAUGGAAGGACUGAAGUAUAUUUUCAUAAUUUCUUUGUUACAAACUUCUAUCUAUGCGCAAGAUCCGAUAAUUGAUACUACCACUGGGAAGAUCAAGGGAUCAACCAUUUCAGUUCAGAAUGUUGAUCUUGAUGUAUUUCUUGGAAUACCAUUUGCUAAACCUCCUGUUGGUAAUCUAAGAUUUAGAAGACCGGAACCAAUUGAAAGGUGGAGUGGCAUAAAAGACACCAAGCAACAUGUUGCGGCUUGUGUACAACCUGAAAAUAAGAAAUAUGAUCAUCUUGAGGGUUCAGAAAUAUGGAAAAUAAAAACUAAUAUAAGCGAAGACUGUCUUUAUUUGAAUAUUUGGGCACCAACAGAAUCACGGAAGUCUCGUUCAAAUUUAACCACGAUGAUUUGGAUAUAUGGAGGUUCAUUUGUUUCAGGGUCGACCACGGUGGAAUUAUAUAAUGGAAAAUGGAUAGCUGCCAGUCAAAAUAUUAUCGUUGCAUCAAUGAAUUACAGAGUAGGGCCCUUUGGUUUCCUUUCCUUAAAUGACGAGCGUGCUCCAGGCAAUAUGGGACUCCUUGAUCAAAACCUCGCUAUAAAGUGGAUUCGCGAUAAUAUUGCAUCAUUCGGAGGAGACCCUGAUAAACUAACACUGUUUGGACAAAGUGCUGGUGCAGCAUCUGUUGGUUUUCAUGUUGUUUCCCCACUUUCUCGGAAGCUUUUCAGGAAUGCUAUUAUGAUGAGUGGGUCACCUUCCUCCCCCUGGGCAAUUAAAUCAAUAGAGAGAAACAUUCAUAGAGCAAAGGCAAUGGCUUCUAUUGUUAAAUGUCCAAUAAAUAACACUAAAGCGAUGAUAGAUUGCUUUUUAGAAGCUGAUGCUAACACUCUAGCUCUAGCACAAUUUGCCUAUUUAGAUGACUUCAUGAAAAUUACUUUCACCCCUGUUGUCGACCAUUAUUUCUUACCAGGAAAACCAAGCGAAAUACUGAACGAUGAAACUGUGAAAAAAGAUGUGCUAACAGGGUUUGUUGAAAACGAAGGAAGUCUCUUUCUUCUGAUGGCAUUCCCCAAUGAAUUCCCCUUUAAUGGGACUGUGCCGAUAGGAACAGAUACUGCACAUGCAUCAAUAAAAAAGAUUACUCGGCCAAUAUCUCUAAAUCCUCUGCAAAUGGAUGUUAUCACAUAUCUUUAUGGUUCUCGUGUCUUCUCCUUUCCUGAGACUGAAAAAUACAGAUACAUAUUAGAACAAGUAGGUGGAGAUACAUCAUUUAAAUGCCCUGCUAUCAAAUUGGCUGAGCAAUUCAGCACCCAUUCAAAUGUCUACAUGUAUUCUUUCGAGUUUCAAUCGCGAUUAAAUCCCUGGCCAAAAUGGUUGGGUGUCAUGCAUGGGUAUGAUGUUAUAUUUGCGUUUGGGCUCCCGUUAUUCGGAAAUAAGUUUACAGAGGAAGAUAAAUUAGUAGCAGAAAGACUGACAAGUUUUUUUGCUAACUUUUCUAAAUCAGGUAAUCCUAGCAAUGGAGAUUGUUCUGAUUGUUCCAGUGAUCCAUGGCCAAAGUUCACACCCAAAACCCCAAAAUACAUUGUGAUUGACGGCAAAGCAAAGCCUGAGACGAAGAAGAAUUACAUGAAAAACAUAUGCGGUUUUUGGGGAGACGUUCUCCCAGAAUUAAACACAUCCUUUUGUCCGGUACUAACAAGUGGAUCACAGAAUAUUUGGACUUUCCAGAGAAGAAUUCUCACCUCUUUUACAUCCCUGUCUUUCUCUUUGAUAUUGCUUGGCAAUUUUUUGUUUUAAUGCUCAUUUAAUAUUUAUCACUCUAUAUUGACAUCUCUGUUUUAUUUCAUAAAAUAAAUGAUUUUGUUAUGUUUGGUU
Octopus bimaculoides (California two-spot octopus) is the source of this 2045-nucleotide messenger RNA. Its product is annotated as acetylcholinesterase. The record is from RefSeq and is a predicted model, not a curated record. Lineage: Eukaryota; Metazoa; Mollusca; Cephalopoda; Octopoda; Octopodidae. Gene Ontology annotation, molecular function: cholinesterase activity.